CGCUGAAAGAAGGACGGGUAGAAAAACUAGAGAGAGAGAGAGAGGCGGAGAGAGAGGAAAACAUUUUUCCCGACCUGAUCCCGCCAUAGUUUUUCCCACCCUUCCACCAUAGACCCAUCACCAAAUCCACCCAGUAGGCUACAACCCACCCCCUCCACAGUGCGAUAGAGGCAAUAGGCUGCUGCUUUAGUCGUCUGCUGGGGCCGGCUGCAAGUCAAGGGAUUUCAUUUCUUCCCCUGCUCCACUUAUUCAACUGGAUUUACAGCUAAAUUCUACGUUAUCAUCUGUUUUUACACGUCUGAAAUCAUUUUUUUUUAUUUUAGUUUGCUACCGAAAAUUAACAUUUAGUUUCGUUUUGUAUUCUUUUAUUUUUUUGUUUUAGAUCGUUUUCGAUAUUCUUGCCUUCCAGCGUAAUUUCCACUUUCAUUUAGUGUGGCAAGUGUGACAAUAUCUUGUUGCGCUAUUAGCGAAUUCAGGAGAGAAACUUUUCUUUGCUGGCUUCAAUUUUAGUUAUUCCGGACUUAGUUUUUUUUUUUCGUUUUUGGACUUGGAAAAACUAUUUCCACCAUGCACAAGCUAUACAUUGGGAAUCUAGGCGACAGCGUGACUGCCGAGGACUUAGGAAAAACCUUUGACGACCACAAGAUCCCAUACUCCGGACAGUUUCUAAUGAAAACCGGCUAUGCGUUUGUGGAUUGUCCUGAUGAUCAGUGGGCCAUGAAGGCUAUCGAGACGUUUUCUGGUAAAGUGGAGCUUCAUGGGAAACGUAUCGAGGUCGAGCACUCCGUCCCCAAGAAGCAAAGGACCAGGAAACUGCAGAUCAGAAACAUUCCACCUCACCUGCAGUGGGAGGUGCUAGAUGGUCUGUUGGCCCAGUGUGGAACUGUAGAGAACUGUGAACAAGUGAACACAGACAGUGAGACUGCAGUGGUGAAUGUCACAUAUGCAUCCCGGGAGCAUGCCAGGCAAGCCAUCCAGAAGCUGAAUGGAUACCAGUUUGAGAACAACGCCCUGCGUGUCUCCUACAUCCCAGACGAGAACUCCGAGCUGGAGGGAGGCCAGCGAGGGCCCGAUAAUGGCCGGCGCCCUGGUUAUGGGCCUCGAGGUGGGCCCCGCAGUGGGUCCCCGAGCUCUGGGAUGCCUUCUAAACCUCCGCACGCCGACAUCCCUCUGAGACUGCUGGUACCCACACAGUAUGUCGGAGCCAUCAUCGGCAAGGAGGGAGCCACCAUUCGCAACAUCACCAAGCAGACACAGAGCAAGAUUGACGUGCACCGCAAGGAGAAUGCAGGUGCUGCCGAGAAGCCGAUCAGCAUCCACUCCACCCCUGAGGGCUGCUCAGCUGCCUGCCGCAUGAUCCUGGACAUAAUGCACCAGGAGGCUAAAGACACCAAGACUGCUGAUGAGGUUCCUCUAAAGAUUCUGGCUCACAACAACUUUGUUGGACGCCUGAUUGGGAAGGAGGGGCGCAACCUGAAAAAAGUUGAACAGGACACAGACACCAAGAUCACCAUCUCCCCUCUUCAGGAUCUGACACUGUACAAUCCAGAGAGAACCAUCACAGUCAAAGGCGCUAUUGAAGCCUGCUGUCUGGCCGAGGUGGAGGUCAUGAAGAAGGUCAGAGAGGCCUAUGAGAACGACAUUGCUGCUAUGAAUCAACAGACCCACCUGAUUCCUGGGCUCAACCUGGGUGCUCUGGGCCUCUUCCCCUCCUCCUCCAACAUGCCCCCACCCCCGCCUGGGAACGCGGCCGCUGGUGCCCCCUAUGGUUGCUUUGGGGCUCCAGAGCAGGAGACUGUCCAUGUAUACAUCCCAGCACAGGCAGUGGGAGCCAUCAUUGGAAAGAAAGGACAGCACAUCAAACAGCUGAGCCGCUUCGCUGGGGCCUCCAUCAAGAUCGCCCCAGCUGAAACUCCAGACUCUAAAAUGAGGAUGGUGAUUGUGACAGGGCCCCCUGAGGCUCAGUUUAAGGCUCAGGGCAGAAUCUAUGGCAAACUGAAGGAGGAAAACUUCUUUGGGCCGAAGGAGGAGGUCAAACUGGAGACUCACAUCAAGAUGGCCGCUGCCGCUGCAGGAAGGGUCAUUGGCAAGGGAGGCAAGACGGUGAAUGAGCUGCAGAAUCUUACAGCAGCUGAGGUGGUGGUCCCCAGGGAACAGACACCUGAUGAAAAUGAUCAGGUCAUUGUCAAGAUCAAUGGCCAUUUCUACGCCAGCCAGUUGGCUCAGAGGAAGAUCCGGGACAUCCUGACCCAGGUCAAACAGCCACAGAAAGGUGGGAUGGGCAUGGGCGCCGGCCCUAACCCCCAGGGCUUCACAGAGAUGGGCAGCCCUACGCAGGGACUGACUCAGGACCACCAGCCGCGCAGGAAGUGAGGGUCCCCGCACCCUCCUCAUAUGCCGUGGGCCCCCCCGCCUGACGGACGGACAGACAGACACAUGCACAGACGGAUAAACAGACGGACGGACAGAUACAGGAGAGCGACACACGGACCCAGCGAUAGACAGGGAGAGAUAUAAAGAGGGAGGCAGUACGCCCGAUAGCCAGAGAGAAAGAUCAGUGUUUAGAGAGAAAGAUGGAAGAUUAAUAAAAUCAAAAGAUGAAAUGAAUAAAAAAAGAGGAUUAGGAUAAAAAGAAACUUGAGAACAGAAACCAGAUGCCAGGCCAGAAGAGAGACUGAUUGAGGAUGGAGGGAUGAAGGAAAGGAGGGAUGGAGAAAGGGAGGGGUGGUGUCCUUCUAGUGUGCCUUUCUAGGGCUGCAGCCAGCUCCUCAUCCUGCAUAAGACAGGUUUAAACAAUAUGGCCGACAUUACUCUCCUUGUAAGGAUGGAGCCUUACUGUUGUUGUUUACAUCUGUCCACAUGGGUUCAGAUCUACUGCAGGGGAAGAGGCUGGCUGGACAGAUCUUUGUUCCCUGAGACACACUAGCAGGGGCCUGUUUGUUCCUCAGUCACCCCCUACAGACCUCUCCAACCAUCUGCAGUCAGUCCUAUAUUUUAAGGGUGGUUUUUUUUAAACAUAGAGAUAUAUGUAUAGAAAUGUUUUAUUCAGAGCUAUUAUUGAUAGAAUGCAGUGAGGCGGAGCCGGGAGAGGGAGCAGGGAAACUGCUGCAGCAGCAUAGGGGGAUAGGUCUUGGGUCUGGCGUUACCCCCACCCAUCCCUAACCUCCUAGCCAAUGAGAGUCUAGAAGAGGGGCCGCAGAUGUUAACAAUGCUCUUUAAAGACUUCUCUGAAUAGCGGAGAGUUUAGGAAAAUGGAAAAAUGGAGAAAAUAUGAGGUUGUAAAUAUAUAAUCUUCAUGUAAAUGUUAAGAAAUGCUGUGUCUGGCCGCCUUGCCUUUUUUUAAAAGGGGUCUUCUGUAUAUUUCCCAGUCCCUUGUCUAUGAUAUGUAGCAUAAUGUAGCCUACAACAAGGCCGGGGCUGGGGAGCCACUGAGCUCCCCCUUUCACGUUUAGUUGUGUGGCGGAAAGCGCAGCAAGAGACAGUUAGGGGAGCGGAGGUCGCAGCUGGUCCUGCAGUUCUAUUGCAGCGACUUAGCUCACACAUGUGAAACCAUUAUAAAACAACUUUAGAAAAACAGCCAGCAGCUAUGCUAGCUGGCUAGCGGCCCGCACCUUAAACGGCAUAUUUUAUAUAUAUUAUAUAUAUAUGAUAUGUGAGUUAGCCCGGCCCCUCCGGUGAAUGUAUUGAAGGCAGCGAGUCAGGUGUGAGGUUUUGCUACACCUGUAUGAAUAAGUCCUGCAAUGACAGACAGACAAGGUGUGUCUGAGACUUUCUGCUCAUUGCCUUCUUCCAGCGCUGGAUACUCAAGGCCAGUUUUGGACAGGAUGGCUUUCUCCUCAGAGGAGCUGGGGUCCUUAAGACCAUCCCUGCAUUAAAGUCAUCUUUGUUCAUUUGAACAAACAUGGCCUUUAAUGCUAGUAUUAAUAAAAAAAAUGUUUAAGACUGGCCUUGGCCGAGCGUGGGAACCAAAAAGGCGAAGUCUUCCAAAGCUCCUUGCUCAGAGAAGGUAAAAUCAGACUGAAGGGGAGCAGCUUCCUCGUUCUCUCUCCCAAUCUGCCAAAGGCCUGUGGGCGGAGCCUCCAGACCCUGCCUGCGUAUGAUAAUGAGGGCCGGGGUCUACGCCUGGACGCUCCCGCCAAGAUUAGAAAAGAUUAGAGAAGAAAUGAAAAAGAAAAAACCUACCUCAGGGUAAAGUUACCUCAGUAUUCCUAACUUUUUUUUGCUUGCUGGUGUUUUAUAUAAGAAGAAAAAAAAAGAAAAGAAGAGCUGAUAGUCCUGAAUAUUUUUUAUUUUUUUAAAGAAAAAGUAUUUUUUUUUAGGUAUUGUCUUGUUGCUUUGGUUAUUUUUUUCAGGUUUUUUGGUGUGAUGAUGGUUGAAUGAGCUCAGGAUGACGAGUAAGCUGUGUUUUUUUCCAAAGCAGAGAGAGAUAAAAUGCUGAUCUAAAGAGGAAAUGGGUUGAGUACCAUUUUGCCUUUUUUAGGUGAGAAAACAUGCUCUCUGUCUUCCUGAAGUGUGAUUGGAGCAGGCGUUGUCUGAAACGGAAUAUUGGCCAAUGGGGAGUGGUGUUAACUCGAGAGGGGGUCCUAAAGUGCACACGCCACUGGGUACUCUUUUUUUCUGAGCCCAUGUCAUCAGAGAGAUUGAUACUAUUGAUUCUUACUGUCAUCCAUCCAGACAACCUCUUCCUCAGGUCGCAUUGUGACACUGCGACUACCCAAUCUUGUGGCUACUGGCUCACCCUGUGCCCUGAAGGACCUCCCUCUCCUGCCUUAUUGUGAUGACAUCAUCAUGAAGCGCCAAACAUUAUGAUAGGGCUUAAAGUGUUUAAGAGGUUAAGUUUCUCACCCACAAAUAAGACACGUGAGAGUGAGCUUUUAAGCCAAACUGGCUUAAAACCUGGGGGUUGGGAACUUGUCAGAUCAGAGUUGUGUUGAACGCAGCAGUAGUGGUCCAUCUACAGCCUAACUGUACAUGGAGACAGAAGAGAGCAUUCUACCUAAACACACACACCUGAACUAGCUCUGACUUCUCUGAAUGUGAAUAUUUAUUACCUGUGCACUGACCACGACACCUCAGAUGCUCCCUGUUGGCUACAUGUGCGCUUGAUGUGUGUAUGUUUGUGUGAAAGCGAAUGCAGGUGUGUGCGUGUGUUGUUCACUGGUUUUAAAUGUUCAUUUUUGUCAGGAGAUGUGGUUGGGGUAAACUUUAAGAAAAGCAGAAAAAGUAGGACGAGAACCUAUGGCCCUCCGUCUGUGUUCCAACUGACUGAGGAGGGAGAAAUCCAAGAACCUUUGAAAAAAUGGGAGCAAAAAAGAAAAGCAAGAGAGUUUAAAAACAACAUUAACACAGCUGAGUAAUAGAUUAAAACCUGUACAUAAGAUGUUAAAAAAAAAGGUGAUCACGAUACUUUUGUAUUUUUGGAGAAAAAAAGCAUAAAAAUCAGAAUGGGAAAAGCCGUUGAGAGAAGAAAGAUUGCGCCAAGCCAAGUCACUGAAGGACACUGCCAGAUAACUCACAAUCUUUUCAAUGUCUUACCUGUACUUGGCGACAUACAUCGCCAGUCUUCAUCCGCUACCCCACCAGCUCACCAUCAAACAGGGAAAAGUCUAUUCUAUCAUGUGUAUGCUUCCAUUGUUGUCCAUAGGUGGUAACUUCACAGUUCAACAUGGUUGUCCUUUGUUAAGUUUCCACCUCUUUUCAAACCAUAGAUCUCUGUUCACAACCACCAAGACACGCUAUUUAGGAUUCAUUAUUCAGCCUGUAGCCAUUUGGAUUGAUUAGGAUUCAUUUCUUUUAUUUUUUGGUUUUAUUUAGUUUUGACAAUACAGCAAGCUUUAUUUGGACGUGACAUCUGGGGACGUACUGUUGCACUAAUUGAUGAAAUAUAUCGACAACGUCAAACUAUUGAAACGACUGAGAACCUCCUGUAACACCUGAUGCAAUUCUGUAAAAACAAAGGUGGAGAGUGAAGGGAAGAGGAGAAGGCAGGAUGGGAGGAGGGGAGGAAGGAGAAGGGAGGUGGUCAGAUGUCUGGGAUGAGGUGUUGAGGUGUCUCCCUCCAGUCCCAUCAACAAACUGAAUUCCACCAUCUCCUUUCUUUCUUGUUCCCCCCUCUGUCCUUUGACAAAACAAUUAAAUGCGUUCUCCUUGUUUGUUUUGGCCCUUACUCCAGGAGAAGAGUGAGAUGUUUUUAUUUCCUUUUAUUAAAAAAAGAUCAUUUCAUUUUUGGAGCGGGUGGGAACAUCAGGGUCCCUCGCCCUCUCUUGCGCUGGUCUCCAUCGUGUUCGUUUUGCUCACCUCUGUUCAACACCUUUUGAUUUUCUUACCAUCUUUUUUAUUUUAUUUUUUACAAUCGAUGUUCUGACUCGCUUUUUGGAAAAAUUAAAAUCGUUUGUUGUUUUGUUUUUGAAUGCACAAAUCUAUUAACAAAACAGCUACUAAAUACGAUGAACUACUAACAUGUAGCUCAGUACAUGACGGUAACUGUGCCAAACACACAGGAAGGGGCUCAGUCAAAAAUGCAGUAUAGAGCCAUUUUGAGCAAAUAACCUGUAAUACUGAACUCAUAGAAAAGGUCUUAAGAUACCUUAAGUAGUAUUUCAGAGUGAAGAUUACUACAUUCAAAUAGUGAUAUGUCAUCUUGGAAUUGAACUCUUCUCACCUUGUUUUUGUAUGUACAGUAGAGACAAUGCAUUAUAUGGUUGUUGUGUCUCCACACACGAAAAGAAACAGAGGCACACACCAUGCUACCUAGCACUCCUGCUCCGUGGCAGGAAGAACGACUCACACAAAUAUAAGCAUGCAUCCUGAGUGGGACAGAAAUCGUUAGACCUUUCAUCUGGUUUUCCUCUUUGCCGCAAGAGAAUCAGAUCUGGAUCAUUUCUGGGCCCAAAAAUGAACCCUUAGUCCUUUUUUUAUGCAAGUUGAGUGAUAUAUUGAUAAGUUGUAUCAGCUUGGACAGAGUUUGGCAGUGUGAGGUGCCACACAGUGUAAGAAAAUCAUUAUAGUUGCCACAUACUAAAAUGUAAGCAUCAAACUUACAUGAUUUUGUUGUAUCAAGCUUAUUCCAAGACUGUUUAAAGGACCAUACCAGUACAUGUUUUUUCCCAAUUUCUAUAAAUUGCUACAUAAUAUUUUUGCUGUAUAUUUUCUAAAACAUAUCAUAGACAAUAUAUGUCCAAACAUACCACCAUAUUUAGAUUUGUGAAUCUUGAUUGGUUUCCAUUCAUUUCACUAUAAUAUGAAAAUUAACUUUGACAAGUUAUACUGGAGUUGGAUCAUGCUUCACCGUGAACAUGGCUGCAUUAACUUGUUAGGGGUCCCUGGGCAAAAAAAUUCUGUUGGGGUCCCACAGGCCAUCCCCUCUCCAAAAACCUGCCUUGAUGUGAUACAUUGGUGAUGUAAAUUACCUAACAAAUUUACAAUUAAAAGGUACCCGUGGAGCUUUCUCCCAAAAAAAAGAAAGUUCCGUUUACAUUCAGUGUUUCUCACCAAAAAGCAUUGUGUGUAUCCUUGAAGUCUAACAAAAGGGUUGAAUGCAUUUCCUUCCUAAUUCAUUUCAUCCAAUUUUAAACCUGCUAUAGUGGAGUUUUUUGGCCACUUGGGGGUAACAAAAACGAGCAGAUCGAGCAGAGCAACAUUAUUAUUCCUUUGUAGUCAUGUUUCUGUCCACCUGUUCACGAAACUUCUGAGAAAAAUAUCUGGCUCUUUAGCUGCUAAAUGCUUCACUAUGUUCUCCAGCAGGUAGUGCACAGUGGGUUUAUGAGAGCUGUUUCACUGAAAACAGCUGUCCUCUGUGGCUGAAAAUGAUGUUAUGAGAGCUGUGAGACUGAACCAAAACCAUGGGCCGUAAAACCAAAACAAUGGGCUGACAGAUGCUAAAAACACUCCGUAGAGCUGAGGGGAACUGUUGAGUCGGGUGAUACUUCUCUGUGGACUCAUCACUAUGGGUGACACAUUACACAUAGUCAUUGUUCCAUUAUAUAUAUAUAUGUAUAUAUAUAUAUAUAUAUAUAUAUAUAUAUAUAUAUAUAUAUAUAUAUAUGUGUAUAUGUAUAUUAGAGCACCUUUAAGUCUCCACAAUAGUACUGGCAUAGUGUAGUGAAAUGCAUUGAAAGUAAUGGAAAAGCCCAUAAAUCUAAAACAUGCUUUAGAAAAUGCUCAGCACUAAUGUAAAGUAUAUGCAGUAAAUGGGUUAAAAACUCACUGGUGUUGUCCUUUUAUUUAAAGACUGGAAGCAUGGAAAUUCAGAGUUUUCAGUAAACUAUCUUGCACAGCUUCUUGUUUGUGGCAGCAGAGCACAGCUUUGCUUUAUAGACCUUCCGACAUGUAGCUCAGCUCUGACAGAUGGUAAAAAAUUGACAGACAGACUCCAAGCUCUUGCAAGGACAGUUUGCAAUAAAACAGUGCAAACUCCUCCUGUCCCUCAGCAGAGACGGCUCCGUGUCUCAACAAAUUUGAAACAAAAUGGAGACCCGGCAGAGGGACACCCUACCGAGACGAAACAAACAAACCUCUUGACACAUAACUAGGAACGCUACCUCAAAACAUAAGCAAACUCAGCCAGAAGAUUGUUUAUUCUCUUUUAUUACAAACAGACAAGAGCAGACAGUCAGUCAGUCAGUCAGACAGACAUGCAGACAUAAAGUAUGGACAGUCUAUGUUACGGUCACAAUUUUAGGUUUUUUUUCCCACUCUUUGAAUUUAAUUUAUUUUUCGGUUUUUGAAAUUUUACCUCUCCAGCUUAGAGAUGGGACUGUAAAAAUAAAUGAGUAAAUAAGAAAAAACAACAAAAAGACAAAAAAACCCCAAUAUGGACACAUUGUGUGCAGGGUGGCGUGGGCAGCCUGGAAGAGGAUUUUCUUCAUGUGUUGGGUAGAAUAUUCAAUAAGCUAAUUGAUCCACGUACUGCCCAAUUAUGACGAGGUGUUAACUUUCACUCUGGGAACAGUUUCUAUUUUAUAACUUAACUGUUCAAAGCUGAUUCUAGUCAGUCACCUCACUUUGACUCAGAAUUAAACGGUGCAGUUUCUUUUUUACCUGCCUCCGACCGCUAAAAUUACCCACAAUCCUCCUUCAGCUCCACCCUGCUGCUCUACUUCCCCUCCCUGUGAUUUCACCUCCUGAAUCAAGGGGCACGACACCUGUAAUCAUGUAAUUGUUUUGUUGAUCUACCUCUUGGGAAAAAAAAUAGGUAAAUGGUAAUUUUUUUUUGAAAAAGCACACAAAAAUAACAAAAAAAAAAGUUGCUUGAAAGAAAUAUAGGUAAAUGAAUAACUGGGUAGCGGCAUCUCCAUAUACUGUAGUGGAUAGUCUAUUAAAAGAAAAAAACUUUUACUUCUUCCAAAGAUGAUUUUGUUUUCUUUCUCCAUUUUAGUUAUUUUUCAAAGGAUUAUGAAAUUGAAUAAUAAUCUUAAAGGGGAGACAAAAACUUACCACCUGUUUUUAAUUUUCUUCUUUAAAAGAGCCCAACAUAAAUGAGAUUUCUUUAUCCAAUUUGCAUUUUCUUUUGUUCAUUUCGUUAAACUCACACUGUUUUAACUAUUUUCAUUUUGGUUGACUUCUAAUUUUUUUCUCUCACUUUUUUAUGACAGCAGAUUGUAUCUCUUGUGUUUGGGUGCAUUUAGCAUUUUCUUUCUCUCUGUGAAAAGCCUACAUGAGUUAGAGCGCCCUGUGAGGACCUUCUACACUGAUUGAUAAUCUAUUUUCACUUCUGAUGAAUUGUUUAAAAAAGCAAAAGGACCUGUUGUUUUAGCUGACUGUGUAGCUGCAGGUGGAAGGAGGGAGGCCCUGGGUCAUUUCUGUCCUUCUCAUGCUGCUUUUAGCUGGAUUCAACUAGACUAAUCUGAUCUGGGCUCAGCCUCCAAACUUAAAAUUAAGAUCUCCAUGUGCUUUGAUCGUGCAGCCAUGACGAGACUGUUUGCUCACAUCCCAGCUGCUGAGAUGCAGUGUGAGAAGGGUUGAGUCUUUCUCCUUCCACCAGAUGGCGCCUUUGGUCUUUACAGUAUAUGGACUUUCACUCUCUGCCUGCCUGAUUCCUUUAGUCCUCAUCAACACUUGUUUGAAACUCCUUGUAAACAAAACAGAGCAUAGAUAUGAAUGUGUUAUUAAAAGAUGAGAAAACGGA
Messenger RNA from Siniperca chuatsi (mandarin fish), 10126 nucleotides. It is a transcript of the gene igf2bp1, whose product is annotated as insulin-like growth factor 2 mRNA binding protein 1. The record is from RefSeq and is a predicted model, not a curated record. NCBI's taxonomy places the organism in Eukaryota, Metazoa, Chordata, Actinopteri, Centrarchiformes, Sinipercidae. The transcript has 15 exons. Gene Ontology annotation, biological process: regulation of gene expression; nervous system development. Gene Ontology annotation, cellular component: cytosol; nucleus; cytoplasm. Gene Ontology annotation, molecular function: mRNA 3'-UTR binding. Bases 568 to 2373 code for a protein of 601 amino acids.